GCCGGUGCCUCCGUGCGCACCACGGGCGGGCCGCGGGCUGAUUGGAGCGGGGGGAGGGGUCCCCGGAGAACCAGUUUGGGAUUUGUCGUGAACAGCAUGGAGGAGAAUGACCCCAAGCCCAUCGAAGCGGCGGCGGCGGAGGGGCCGAGGCAGCCGGAAUCCAGCCCCGGCGGCGGCUCCGGCGGCGGCAGCCCUGGCGACGCGGACACUGGCCGCCGGCGGGCCCUGGCGCUGCCCGCGGUCCUGCAGGCGCCGGGCAACCACCAGCACCCACACCGCAUCACCAACUUCUUCAUCGACAACAUCCUGCGGCCCGAGUUCGGCCGCAGAAAGGACGCGGGGACGUGCUGUGCGGGCGCGGGCGGAGGAAGAGGCGGUGGAGCCGGCGGCGAAGGCGGCGCGGGCGGCGCGGACGGAGGCGGCGGCGGCGGCGCGGGCGGCGCCGAGCAGCUCCUGGGGUCGGGCCGGGAGGCCCGGCCGACCGCUCCCGGUGCGCCCGGGCCGCUGCCCGGCGGCGGAGACUCUCCGGGCGACGGGGAAGGCGGCUCCAAGGCGCUCUCGCUGCACGGCGGCGCCAAGAAAGGCGGCGACCCCGGGCCCCCCCUGGACGGGGCGCUCAAGGCCCGCGGCUUGGGCGGCGGCGACCUGUCGGUGAGCUCGGACUCGGACAGCUCGCAGGCCAGCGCCAACUUGGGCGCGCAGCCCAUGCUGUGGCCGGCCUGGGUCUACUGCACGCGCUACUCCGACCGGCCGUCUUCAGGUCCCCGGUCUCGCAAACCAAAGAAGAAAAGCCCCCACAAGGAGGACAAGCGGCCGCGCACGGCCUUCACGGCCGAGCAGCUGCAGAGGCUCAAGGCCGAGUUCCAGACCAGCAGGUACCUGACGGAGCAGCGGCGCCAGAGCCUGGCGCAGGAGCUCAGCCUCAGCGAGUCGCAGAUCAAGAUCUGGUUCCAGAACAAGCGCGCCAAGAUCAAGAAGGCCACGGGCAGCAAGAACACGCUGGCCGUGCACCUGAUGGCGCAGGGCCUGUACAACCACUCGACCACCGCCAAGGAGGGCAAGUCGGACAGCGAGUAGGGCGGGCGGGCGCCGGUCCGGUCUCCGGCCGCGCGAAACAAUGCAAUAAUGUAGAAUCACAAAGGGCCAGUGUAUAAAGGUGAUACCAGCAUUAAUAGUGAAGAUAUCGUGUAUUAGCUACGGUUCUGCAAUAUUCUAUGUAUAUAUAAUUUACAGGUGGUGUAAAAUCCAAAAUAUCUGACUAUAAGAUAUUUUCUUGAGUUUUUCUGUGUUUAUGAGAUUAUGCUAAUUUUAUGAGUUUGGUGAUUUUUUUCGUUUUGUUUUUGUUUUCGUUUUGCGAAGGGGGGCUGCUUAGGGUUUCAUCUUUUUUAAUCCCCUAAGCUCCACUGUGGGACAUUGGACACUUUUAUUUUUUAAUUUCAAAAAAAGAAAAGAAAAAGUAAAACAACUUGCUAAAGUCCAAAGAUUUUUAUUGCUGCAUUUCACACGACUGUGAACCGAAUAAAUAGCUCCUACUUGGUCUAUGAGUUCUGCCACUUUGUUUGUGUGGGCUUGGUGAGGACAGCAGGAGGGUGUGAACCCCCGGCCCCGGGCAGGGGGAGCACAGGCCCCCCCCCCCACCCCCGCAGGGCCAGGGGGCCGUUGGGGUCCUUGAGGAGUGGGCCCCUGGUGGUGGGCAGCCCAGGCCCCAGCCUCACCCCACCCAG
This is a messenger RNA of Hyaena hyaena (striped hyena), 1724 nucleotides long. It is a transcript of the gene EN2, whose product is annotated as engrailed homeobox 2. The transcript has 2 exons. The record is from RefSeq and is a predicted model, not a curated record. Gene Ontology annotation, cellular component: nucleus. Bases 97 to 1077 code for a protein of 326 amino acids. Gene Ontology annotation, biological process: neuron differentiation; regulation of transcription by RNA polymerase II; multicellular organism development. Lineage: Eukaryota; Metazoa; Chordata; Mammalia; Carnivora; Hyaenidae. Gene Ontology annotation, molecular function: RNA polymerase II cis-regulatory region sequence-specific DNA binding; DNA-binding transcription factor activity, RNA polymerase II-specific.